GGUUUGUAGAGUUAAGAAAUUAGUUCAUAAGUAUAAACUAGGUUAAGAUUGUAAUUAGUAUGUAAGUAUUGGUGACGCAGCACACGCAUCAUACGGUCACCCGUAAUGUGCGUACAGUCAGUUGAAUAAAUGCCACGAACAAGUACACAACAGAUUGGCGACGAGGAUAAAGUCAAAGAGUACAAAAGUCAAAUGGCGAAACAAGUGAUCGGAACAGUGCAGCCGUAUGUGUUUGGAGAGGAAAUAGAAAAUUACCUGGAAAGAGUGGAUCUUUUUCUGGAAGUGAACGACGUUGAAGACGACAAGAAAACGGGGUUCUUACUAACGAUUGGUGGCGCCGAAUUGUUCGAUGUGGCAAGGAAAGUGUGCUCGCCAAAAAACCCUAAGGAGAUAAAGUACGAUGUGCUUACAAAAACAUUAACAUCGCACCUAAAGCGCAGCACAAAUGAAGUGGCGGAACGUUACAAAUUCCGCUUGGUGUUUCAAAAGGAGCUAUCGAUAAACGAAUACAUUAUCGAAUUGAAGGCGGCCGCACAGUUGUGCAAUUUUGAGUCAUUCCUUGAAAAGGCGCUACGUGACCAACUAGUAGCCGGGGUCACCGACCAGGAGCUGAGAAAGAGACUUCUCUCAAAAAGCAUGCUCACAUACGAAAGUGCGUGCAAUGUGGCAUUGUCCUGGGAAGCAGCAAAGCGACAGAAUGAUGAGAUGAACCCAAAUGAAGCACAAAAAGAGAUAGCAACAGUGCGAACCAAGGCGACCAGCACACCAGCUAGAUCAGCGUCGGAAGAGCAGGACGAAUGUAGGCAAGCGGAAAUGGCGGCGUUACGACGUACAAAAUGGAAUAAUUAUUCGCCUGCCGCACGUGGUGAGCGAAAUCGAGUAAGCAGAAGUACAAGAAGUGUAUUGUGUUAUCGGUGCGGUAGACACCAUGAUUCAAAUCAGUGUCCAGUUAAAGCGUGGAAUUGUUAUGCGUGUGGUAAAACGGGACACGUCGCAUCGUGCUGCAGGAGCAAUCGAAAAGGCAUGAGAGCCUUCGAGGAGGAACAAGAGGAAGAAGGCGUAGAACAUAUGGAGAUGUACGACUAGAAUUUGAGAUUGAUUGUGGGGCCUGUACCAGUGUGAUACCAGAAGAAAUUUUUCGUAAAAAAUUUCACAAGCACGUUUUAGAAGAAACGUACGUUACGUAUGUAUCUGCGACCGGACAAAUAAUACGACCACUAGGAAAGUUUAAUGUAAAAGUACGAACUAAAGACGGGAAAAUAGGCGUAUUGCAAAUUACAGUAAUUCCGGCACAAAGAAAAGUAAAUUGUUUGUUAGGAAGAGACGCCUUGGAUUGGAUGUUUCCCACCUGGCGAAGAGUAUUUCAAAUCAAUGCGCUAGAAUCAAAUCAAGAGUACGAUAUACUAAACGAAAUAAGAAAACAAUUCCCGAAUACUGUGAAUAAUAGUGAAAAUAGUAUGAUAACCGGUUUUGUAGCCAAUUUGAUUCUUAAACCAGAUGCAACACCAAUUUUCCAUAAGGCUUACACCGUACCGUAUUCCUUAAUCGAUGAAGUUGAAAAUGAUUUAAAUCAGUUAGUUAAAGACGGAAUAUUAGUUCCUACCGAAACGUCACAAUGGGCAAGUCCAGCUGUUAUAGUUAAAAAGAAAAAUGGUAAAGUUCGAGUUUGCCUCGAUGGCAAGGUUACCGUGAACAGAAUGUUAUCCACAACACACUACCCUUUACCACAUGUAGAUGACAUACUAUCCAAAAUUUCCAAGUGGAAAUAUUUUUGCAAAUUAGAUUUGACUGCCGCGUAUUUGCAAGUACCAUUAUCAAAAGCCUCACAAGAAAUAUGUACAAUCAAUACCCACAAGGGAUUAUAUCGUUAUACACGCAUGCCAUGUGGCAUCAGUUCGGCACCAGCUAUUUUUCAAGGAAUAAUAGAUCAAAUUCUGUUGGGGUCACCAGGAAUGGCCUACAUAGACGACAUACUAGUAGGAGGAGCGACGACAAAAGAAUGUAAACGCAAUCUUUUUCUGGUGCUAGAUAGGCUAAACAAGCACAGAGUAAAGUUGAAUUUAGAAAAAUCGGAAUUUUUUAAAUCUAGUAUUGAUUACCUCGGAUACAAUAUCUCGGCAAGCGGCAUAAAACCAAAUCUAGAUAAGGUUAAGGCGAUAGCGGAAGUGGCAAGCCCAAGAAACGUAAAUGAACUACAAGCAUUUUUGGGAUUAUUAAAUUUCUACCGUAGAUUCCUACCCAACUUGUCAGCUCAACUUUAUCCGUUACAUGCGUUACUAAAAAAGAAUACAAAAUUUAAUUGGGAUAAUAAAUGUGAGGAAGUUUUUCAAGAAACAAAACAAAUGUUAAUAAAUCAUAAAGUCUUAGAACCUUAUGACCCCAGUAAACCAAUAGUGUUAGCUGUGGACGCUAGUCCAUAUGGAGUGGGAGCGGUGUUGUCUCACGUCAUAAACAAAAUAGAAAAGCCUAUCGCAUUUGCCUCAGCUACACUUACCGAAGCGCAAAAAAAUUAUGCUCACGUACAUAAGGAAGCGUUAGCCGUAAUGUUCGGGGUAAACAAAUUUCAUAAAUAUAUAUUUGGGUUCAAGUUUAAGUUAGUAACCGAUAAUAGCGGAGUUAAAGAAAUUUUCAACCCAACCAGAGGAACUUCUUCGAUCGCAAUGGCUCGUUUACAAAGAUGGGCCUUGACCCUUUCAAAUUACGAUUAUGUUAUUGAACAAAGACCAGGUACAAUGAUGAGCAACGCAGAUGCUAUGUCAAGGCUUCCGUUAGUGGAAGCACCAAGUGUUGAAAAUAUUCAGUUAGGAAUAAAGGCGGUUCAAGAAAGUGGGCUAUUAAAUGAUGUUCGAAUACGUUACAAUCAGCAGGAAGACCCUUUGAUUAAAAAAUUAUAUGAAAGAGUAAAAGGCGGCUGGACGCAUGAACCGG
Messenger RNA from Anopheles funestus (African malaria mosquito), 2928 nucleotides. RefSeq lists its product as uncharacterized. The record is from RefSeq and is a predicted model, not a curated record. Bases 130 to 1086 code for a protein of 318 amino acids. NCBI's taxonomy places the organism in Eukaryota, Metazoa, Arthropoda, Insecta, Diptera, Culicidae. The transcript is spliced from 2 exons. Gene Ontology annotation, molecular function: zinc ion binding; nucleic acid binding.